Messenger RNA from Drosophila ficusphila, 435 nucleotides. RefSeq lists its product as uncharacterized. Bases 19 to 372 code for a protein of 117 amino acids. The record is from RefSeq and is a predicted model, not a curated record. NCBI's taxonomy places the organism in Eukaryota, Metazoa, Arthropoda, Insecta, Diptera, Drosophilidae. The transcript is spliced from 2 exons.
GUGAAUUAAAAAUCCAUAAUGAAGGUUCUGCAAUUUGCUCUAGUGUUUUCCGCCAUCGUGGCCAUUGCUUUUGCUGCCAAUGCCAGUUGGGGAGCUAAGUUAUCCAGUAGCAAGCUGGCAAGCACCCAGAACGUGACCAUUUACAGGAAGCUCAAUCAAACUGUGAGCGACUUAAUCAUUUUCCCCCUGAAAGGCCAGACCAACACCAAAACGAUUCGGUUCAUAAGUAUCACUGACAGAUUUACCAACAGCUCGGGACCUUAUUCCACCUUGAAUUCUGGCGGUCCAGGAUACACCAGCGCCAGUAUCAAUGUCACUAGUCAGUGGGCCCAAGGAAUUAAUGUCACUGCUCAAAUUUGGACUGAUGCCUAAAUUAAAUAUGUAAAUAAAAAAUUGAUUAUAUUAAAGCAAAUAAAAAUUUGUUAAAAACAUAGG